Molecule: messenger RNA, 1314 nt
Organism: Saccharomyces kudriavzevii IFO 1802
Lineage: Eukaryota; Fungi; Ascomycota; Saccharomycetes; Saccharomycetales; Saccharomycetaceae
Exons: 1
Coding region: 1-1314 (437 amino acids)
Biological process (GO): biotin biosynthetic process
Molecular function (GO): pyridoxal phosphate binding; S-adenosyl-L-methionine:8-amino-7-oxononanoate transaminase activity
Source: RefSeq, a predicted model, not a curated record
AUGUGUGAGCAUCAAUUAACCCAAGAAGAUCUCGAAUUUGAUAAAAAGCACAUUUGGCACCCAUACACAUCUAUAAUCACUCCAUUGAAAGUAUACCCUGUUAGCAAAGCUGAGGGCUCUUACUUGUAUCUCGAUGAUGGUAGUAAGGUAGUGGACGGUAUGGCAAGUUGGUGGUGUGUUCAGCAAGGGUAUAACAACCCUAGGUUAAAUGCGGCCGCCAUUUCGCAGAUUAACAAAAUGUCCCAUGUGAUGUUUGGUGGGAUUACUCAUAAGCCUGCCAUAGAUUUUUGUAGAAAGUUGCUAUCCUUAUUGCCAGACGACUUGGAAUGCGCUUUAUUAGCCGAUUCCGGUUCUAUCUCUGUCGACAUUGCAAUGAAAAUGGCUUUACGGUACCAUAAUUCAUUAGGGUAUACGUCAAAAAAAAGGUUCCUAACCAUUAAGAAGGGAUACCACGGUGAUGCGUUUGGGGCCGUGUCGGUUUGCGAUCCAGUCAAUUCCAGACACAGUGCAUACAACGGAUUCCUCGCUGAGAACAUAUUCUGUAAAGCACCAGAGAUCCGGUUUGACUGUUCUGAAGAGGAUGUUGAGCAAUUGGUCGAGGAGCUCGAUGUGAAACCAUUUGCGAGACUUAUCGAGGACAACCAUAACGAAAUUUCCGGUGUUGUGAUGGAGAGCAUUGUGCAAGGCGCAGGCGGUCUAAGAAUGUACCAUCCGUAUUUCUUGAAGCGUGUCCGUGAACUCUGCUGCGAGUUCAACAUUUUACUGAUCCUCGACGAGGUUGCAGUGGGUCUUGGAAGAACAGGCAUGCUCUUUGGAUUCGAACAUGCAGGAGUAGUGCCAGACAUAGUAUGUUUAGGGAAGACGUUGACAGCUGGGUACUUGACGCUAUCUGCGACUGUCACUACCAGAAAGAUUGGCAAUCAAAUCUCCAUUGGACCUGACGGCUGCUUCAUGCAUGGCCAAACCUAUAUGGCCAAUCCACUGGCAUGCGCCGUUGCAAGUGAAAACUUGUCAAUUUUGAUGGAGGGCAAAUGGAAAUCUCAAGUUUGCCAAAUAGAAACUCAGUUGAAAAAGGAGCUCUUGCCCUUGUUAGAGCAUCCUAUUGUAGCUGAUGUAAGAAUUCUAGGAGCUAUAGGUGUCGUGGAAGUCAUGAAGCGUGUGGAUGUCGAAGAUUUACAGGAGCGAUUUGUCAAGGCAGGAGCAUGGAUUAGACCUUUCAACAAUAUAAUCUACAUUCUCCCUCCCUAUAUAAUCACUUCUCAAGAGUUGACCAUCUUAACAGAAGCUAUUAAGUAUGUGCUUGACUUUAUUUAA